Messenger RNA from Misgurnus anguillicaudatus (oriental weatherfish), 7396 nucleotides. It is a transcript of the gene pou2f2b, whose product is annotated as POU class 2 homeobox 2b. Gene Ontology annotation, cellular component: nucleus. Gene Ontology annotation, molecular function: DNA-binding transcription factor activity, RNA polymerase II-specific; RNA polymerase II cis-regulatory region sequence-specific DNA binding. NCBI's taxonomy places the organism in Eukaryota, Metazoa, Chordata, Actinopteri, Cypriniformes, Cobitidae. The record is from RefSeq and is a predicted model, not a curated record. Gene Ontology annotation, biological process: regulation of transcription by RNA polymerase II.
GUGAUGUGAGAGUUGUAACGGCUCCGCUCGCGCUUCAAUGUUGCAGGCAGCGUGGAAUCAGAGCGCGCGAGCGUAUGGGAGGAGAGCGUGCACGAGUUUGGGGUUCCCAAAUAACGGGAACAAGCAGACAGAGCAAAACACGCAGGCGGAUGGACGAAAUGAUAGGCAAGUGAUCUUAAAAACCGGCGACGUAGCGAGCUCGUUUCCCCCGAUGUUUUCGUGCUUUGUUUGUUUGCCUUGUUUAGUUAGCCUAUUUAUCGAUUGAUUGCGUUUUAAUUACUGGCUUGUGACAAGGUGCGCGGGAGGAGGGGCGAAUCCGGCGAGCACGUUGAGUUGCCUUAUUUUUGUAUGGAUUUUAUUUAAAUUUGCCAAAGCAAUGACAUUUGAAUGCAGCCGAUUUUAACCACGUUUAGUGGACUUUGUGCGAAUGAAUGUGUAGCCUGUAGCUGCUAGAAUAAGGAGGAGAGCUGUAGUGGAGCUAGACCAAAUAAAUUCACCAAAAAUGCACCACAUAUCCAAGUAAUAACACAAUAUCCGCUGUCUUUUGUACGUUUACAGUCAGGGUGUGAAAUAUUUGUGUCUUUAUUAGAGCAAAUGCAGAAUCGUCAGUUCAUUUUACAAGCAUAACCAAAGUUAACGCGACUGCGAGCAAGGGGCGAAGCACAGGCCAGCUCUUCAGAGACAGAAAGACUAGAUAGAGAUGCAGUCCUCAACCUUCGUAAAAAAAGUAAAUCUAUGCGUCUGAGUGACAGAUAUAUGUCAAACAGAACUAUUAUACCAAAUACUACAGCUUAAUACCAAAACAAUUAGACAAACAUUAAAGUAAUUGUGAAAUGAAAUAACCCACGUUUGUCUUGUUCCAGUCAGUCUAUCCGCCUGUGUGUGCGCGCUGGGAAAAUAGGCUAUAGUCAGGCUGCGCGCAUCUGGGUAUCUAUGCACGUCGACCAAAAGUAAAUACAAGCGAAUAGGAAGGCUAAAAAUAUAAAAUGUAACUGGAAAACAUACGUAUAAACGCUACAUAGAGUACAUCUUACAAAUAAGCCCAUUAUAUGCCAGAAUUGUCUAAAAGCUCUCUCCCUGGAACGCAGACGGAACCAAGCGAUUCAAGUGUUUAAAAGACUCUGCUUAAAUUGCAAAGAAAAGCAGCUGAUAAGAACUAGACAAGAAGACGGAGGAUCAUGUUUGUUCCUUUGCCGAUGCCGUUUGUUUUGCCGAGAACUGCCUCUGAUCUCCACGCCUGGCGCCUCAAGUCCCCGCUGGCUCUGCGCUCUCACUCCGAUAUCAGAAUGUCAAAACCAGUAGAGGUUGAGAAUCCAGCAGCAGACUCUCCGAUGGAGAGCACAGACUCAGAGAGAAAUGGCUCAGAUUCUAAUAAUCAGGUUCAGUCUAUGAAAAUCAAUCCCUUCUCCCUUUCCCCUACACUGAGCAAUGCCACCAAGGCUAAAGUGGAGGAUUGUGGUGAAAUGUCUCCAGCUCCUGUACAAACUACAUCCGCUCAGACGGCCCUUUCCCACACACAGCUGAUGCUAGCUGGCGGCCAGCUUGCAGGAUUGACUGCACUCUUGCCUGCACAACAGCAGCUGCUCUUACAGCAGGCGCAGCUCCUCGCCGCAGCUGUGCAGCAGUCACACGCAGCCCACGCGGCCAAUCAACAGCAAGCACAGCAGCAGGCCAAUCAGCAGGCAGCUCAAUCGCAGUCACACGGCCAAUCGCAGAGCACACAAGAACAAAACGCCGCCUCCGUCCCGCCCCCUCCUCACCAGCUCCCUCUAUCUCAGCCAAUCCAGCUCACUGCCCAGGACAUUCAGCAGCUGUUGCAGCUUCAGCAGUUGGUUCUUGUUCCAGGACACACUCUGCCUUCACCUGCUCAGUUUCUAUUACCACAAACACAACAAGGGCAGCAAGGGCUGCUAUCAACACCAAAUCUAAUUCCACUACCUCAGCAAAACCAAGGAAGCCUGCUGGCCACUCAGCCCAGACUUAGUCUUCAAGCACAGAGAGAAAAGGUUGCGGAGAGCACAGGAACUCCAGUGACCUCACAUUCUGAGGAACCAAGUGACCUGGAGGAACUGGAGCAAUUUGCCCGCACAUUCAAACAGAGAAGAAUCAAAUUGGGCUUUACACAGGGUGAUGUGGGACUGGCCAUGGGGAAGCUUUACGGGAAUGAUUUCAGUCAGACCACCAUCUCCCGAUUUGAGGCACUCAAUCUCAGCUUCAAGAACAUGUGCAAACUCAAACCCUUGCUGGAGAAGUGGCUCAACGAUGCAGAGACAAUGUCAAUGGACAGUACCCUGCCAAGUCCCAGCGCUCUCUGUUCUCCCUCUCUCGGCUAUGACGGCAUUCCAGGACGGCGCAGGAAGAAACGCACCAGCAUUGAGACCAACGUCCGUGUCGCUUUGGAACGCAGCUUCAUCACGAACCAGAAGCCUACCUCAGAGGAAAUCCUGCUCAUCGCAGAGAAGCUCAACAUGGAGAAGGAGGUGAUCCGCGUCUGGUUCUGCAACCGCCGACAGAAAGAGAAACGUAUUAACCCCUCCAGUGCCACCCCUCCCUUGCCCAGCCAAUCCCAGCCCACCUCGCACAAACCCCCCUGCUACAGCCCGCACAUGAUGGUCAGUCAAGGUCCAUCCCAGACAGUGACCAGUCUCAGUACAGCAGUGACCACCAUGUCAUCAGUUUGCCCUCUGACCCCAAGUGGACCUUCCUUAAGCUCCGCCCCAUCUCCGGUGACCCCGCCUCCCCGCAGUGACACUAGCCCUGCCCCUCCGAGUCACAGCACACUAAGUCUAAACGCAGGUUCUUGGCAUAAAAAGAACGGCGACGUUUCAAACUACAUCACUGAUUUUGCUGCGGCUUUGAGGAAUGCGGUGAGGGGUGUUAACACAGGAAUGAACCAAGCUUUUCUUGCAAACAACCCACUAGCUACUAUCCAAGCACUAGCAGCCAGUGGUGGCCAGCUGCCCAUUUCCAGUCUUGAAGGCAGCAGCAAGGUUUUAAUGGGUGGUUCUGGGGCUCAAGGAGCAGGUCUCCCCUCUUCCCUUUUCCUUAACCACACCUCUCUGUUGCCCAUGGCGACAGGCACCGGAAUGGGAUUGGGCGGUUCAGCUAUGGGCCAAGCAGCCAAAACAUCAUUCCCAUUUACAGGCGGCAUGAGUCUUUCCCCUUGCUCAAGCCCCACCUCUUCCUGCUCUUCCAGCGAUUUGGUACACAGCCCACACUCGAUGGGAGGGUCUAAAAUUGAGUGACAUUACCCGUUGGCCAAUCACAGGAGGAAAGGAGGAGAAGGUGAAACUUCACCUGUUAACCAAAGCAUCUUUUUGAUCUCCUUCUUCCCGUUUCUCUUUUACACGCUCUUUCUUCCUCUCUCCCACUCUACCGAUGCCAAAAAUACACUGAGUACAAGAGGGGAGAGAUGGAGAGACAGAAUGGAGGGAGAAAGGAAGAGGAGGAACUACGAAACCAAAAAAAAAACACCGCAAGGCUUAGCAGGACGCAGCCAAAUACAUAACUAAUAAGAAAACAAAGAAGAAAAAGCGCAGCGUGAAGAGGACAAAGUGAUCCUUGGAAUCUGUCUGCACCAAAAACAAACUUCUACUGUGUUGUACAACAAUAACAAAGAAUAAACUUCAACUCUUUGAAGCUGACACGCCGAGUACUGAAUACCAAAAAGUCAAAUGAAACUUUAAGAGACUCACUAUGACAAAAAAUACAAGCAUACCAAAAUCUCAAAUGCCAAAAACAAACACCAAAAAUACGGAUGGAAAAGCUUUAUCCAAAGGACCUGUAAAUAGCCAACCGUCCAGGACCAGUGACACAAGAACUUAUCAUCUGCCAUAAAAUCAUGCUGUGUGUCAUGUUAAUACAAUUAUUUUCAGCAUUAGUUUUGACUACAUCUGAGCCAUGCUUUCAUGUUUUCGUCUUGAUUCUCCAAUCCUUCCUCUUUCCAGCCUCAUAUUUAACAAAACAUAGCAGGUUUUUUAUUUUUAUGGUCAUCAUCAUCAUCAUUUCAUGUCAUAUUAGUAAGUAGAGUACAGGGUGUUUAGUCCUGUCUCUCUUUCUCUGUAAGAGUAUUCAUACUUCUAGUUAAGUGUAAAUACGCUCAUGUCUGUCUCAAUAAUGUUUAUCCCAUUUGUCAUCCAUCACUCACCUGCUCCCGUUUGAAUACCAAAGCGAUUCAUUCAUACACACGAUGCAGGGAGCGAUCAGGUGCCCAAACCGUGGCCACUCCCACUUAUAGACACAUGGGAGAUGUCUCGUGAAGAAGACGCCAGAAGUCCUCUCUGCUUUUUUACAAGCCAAAAAUGAAACCAAACUUCACAGCCAGUCAAACUUCCACUAACCCAGAACGGAAAACCAAACCAAAUAUAAACGGAGAGUAACAACGUCCCUUCAUGCAUUUCUGGACCGAGGUCACCCAGAACCUUGUAGCAAGGGAUACAAUUGAGAUCCACCUUCCUCCGCCUCCCGUCAUUCAAACUCUUCCUGGUCCUGGGUGGCGGGAACUUUGAUGACCUCACUGAACUCAUCUGAUAUAGAUGUUUAGGGUUUGUUUGGGGGUUGAAAGGGUUGUUAUUUUUUUUCGGUCUUUUGUUCCGUCUGUCUCUUGUCGUGGGGUUUUUCGAUGCGGUGCGUGUUGAUGCUGUAAUUCUUCAUUUGCGUGCUUUCGUUUGAGAAAAAAGGUAUUGCCGAAAUCUCAUUUUUACGUUCCCUACUCGUUCCUAUCUAGUUGUGUUAGAGACUCUAAUCAGGUGGUUGAAACAAUACUGUGAACAUUCAGUAGUUAACCAGGAUAAACACACGCUCGAGUGCAUCCAAAGAAACCAAAUAUACAGUAAGCAAGCUUUAAAGAGAACCAAAUAACAGAUACUCCGCCAUUUACAUAUUCUCAUCCACGACCGUACAGUUGUAUUUAUAUUGUGCUAUAAUCUGUAGCAGGAACGAGGGAUGGUUAACAUGAACUCGGUUCUUUGCGUCACCGUAUAGUCAGAAUGGGUCGGUUAGUGCUUCUAUAGAUUUUGUAGUAAAUGAUCUAUGUUAUUAUGCUUACUUAUUGCUAAUGUAUGGAAGAUAAACUUUGUGAAAAGAUGAAAAAAAUGUCGCUAUUUACUUAUAGACCAAAAAUUCACACUAUCUCUCUUUUUUGGGUUUUUGUGUCUUCUUCCUCCCCCGGUUUCUUUAUUUAUUCUCCUCUUGCUGGAGUUUCCUAAUUUUUUAUAUUUAUUAUUUAAUAUAUUACAAAUGCUGUUUUGUAGUGGGUGUGUUUGAGGCACCAGAUUGUAUUACAAUGUAAACUUCCUUUGCCAAGGCAACCUUUCGAACCAAAUCCAUCGACAAAUGCAACCGUCGGUCCUAAUCGACCGACCGCAACAGCACAGGGGUCGACGCUCGUCUUCUCAACCCCGUAGCUGUACUGGACUGUGGAGGGGUAACCUAUCAGGGGAAAAAGCAGCACUGCGUUUCAAAAUGUUGCGGUAGCGUCCGUUCACAACAGUAACCUUCAAGAGUUCGAGCAUGCACUGCCACGGUGAGAUUAUAUAAUCACAAUUGUAGAUCUUGCCCAGACAGCUCACCUGUUUUUAGAUACCGCAUUGUAUCUCCACAUAGCUACCCGUCUCACCAAAGAUGAUGUUACUUGUUGCGUUGCUAUGGUUACUGUCGUGACGGCUACCACGCUUGUGAUGAUGUUGCGCGCAGUGCUGCCGUUAGCCUUGACCUGAAAGCUUUAAACAGCUACAAAACCAAAAACUUUAGGAGAGAAAAGAUGGAGGUAUUCGGGUGAAAGGGGUUUCCGUAGCGCGGGAGGGGGGAGAGGAUACAGCAAAAUAUAUGUAUUGUACGAUAGCAGAAAUGUAUCUCCAUCUUCCUCUCUGCCUCACUUCUCCUCUUUUUCCUAUUUCUGUUUUGAUUUUUUGUGUCUGUCGUUUCGUCUCUUGGGUAGAGGGUGUGAAAGAGAGAUAGUUCCUCGUAUACCUCACGUUCCUCAAUGACAAACCAAAUCGAUGAAUGCUUUAAACCGAGAGGCGGGCUGCAUCCGAAAGAAGCGUUCUGAUUGGCCAGAGCUAAGGGAUCGGAUGAAGGCGCUCACGAACGCCAGUAAUGAACAAAAACGCUCUGGUCUGUUCACUUUCUCGGCCCUGCACCAGCCGCUGGGAACACUUUUCCAGUCACCAAACACAGGGCAAGAUGUGACACACACACACGCAUAUAUAUGUACCUGUAUUGUGUAUGUAUAUACUGUAUAAAUCAGACAGGUGACUUAGAGGAAGUGGUGACUGUUGUUGCUAGGUGACAAAUUUUAUGUCUUAAAAUGCAGCAGAUAUCUUGCUUUAACUUUCUCUCGCUGUCUAUUUCACCUUUAUAGUCAGGAUCUUAAAAUUGAAAACUGUUGAUAUGCAAGCAAUGGCUGUAGUGUAAGGGAGUGUGUAUUUAAAGUGUGGAGUCUCUUAAUGGUGUGAAUCCCCAGAGCAUGAUACCAAAGCAACACCCCAUUCUGAGACCGAACACGACACACACACACACACUUUCUGAAAAUAUGCUCAGAUUCUUCUGUUUAUGAUGGAUUUGCUACAUAUGAAUCUAAUACAGUAUUAGAGAACAUUUCGCAUAAAGACGACAACAAGCAAAGUCUGACCAGGUUAAGAGAAGUGUAAGUUAGAUACCUUGCUUAACUCGUUUUCUUUUUCUGUAUAGAUAAACAUGAAAAGCUUUAGUCCAAAGGUGUUUAAAAGUUUUUUUGUUUUUAUAUAUAAAUAUAUAGCAAAGAACUUAAACACUUCUAGUUAAACCAAAGAGGUACACUAACAUCCUAUUUUUUGUCUCGUUCCCUGGUCACCUAGCAACCCAGUUUCUGAAAGUAUAACCUCAACACAUACAUUGAUAAUGAUGAUGAUGAUGAUUAAAUGUAUAUUUUGAAUUAUUCAUUAUAUGGGGGAAAGUGUCAUGAUGAUGAAAGAUUGGGUUAUUUUUUCUUAGUGAUUUGUCCACGUUCCCUGCUCACCAUGUGUGGGUGCAUCAUUGUCUGUGUGUACAUAUGUUCAUGUAAGCAUGUUACACACUCUGGACUCCUAGUUGACAAAUGCAGUUAUUUUGGGAGUGUGGAUGAAUGUGGGUGUCUAUUUUGAUGUGUGUUGUCACGUUUUUACCCUUUUCAUUGGUUUUCUUUACUUUCCAGUUGAAUUCUUCCUGGGUUGAAAAGUUCCUUCUUUCUUUCUACUGUCUCUCUCUCUUUUCCUCCCUAUGGUUAGCCUUUCGGUGUAAUUAUCUCUGAAACCAAAAAAUAGUUGACAAAUAACUUGCUUGUUCAUUGUACAGUGUUGUUCAUUUAAAGUCAUUUUUGUAACUGAAAGUGUGUUUCACUCAUCUGAAUAAAAACAGUAGAGAGAAAAACGCAUGAAAA